Molecule: messenger RNA, 2560 nt
Organism: Cydia pomonella (codling moth)
Lineage: Eukaryota; Metazoa; Arthropoda; Insecta; Lepidoptera; Tortricidae
Exons: 4
Coding region: 608-1987 (459 amino acids)
Source: RefSeq, a predicted model, not a curated record
GAUUUGACAAUGUCAGUCAUUCUUGAGUCAUUCAACACAGAAGUAAUCGUAAGUUAUAAAAAUGCCUCGUUUAAUAAUUUUUACCACUCCAUUGUCAUUUUUUAUUUUUUCGGUAGCAUUUGUUUUAACGGAAAUAAAGAGGUUGCAAAUCGAGAAAUAGAACUUAGUAACCAACAAGGUAAACAUUAUUAACGUCAGAAUCAGAAGUCGCCGACGCUGAGAAACCACCCCACUCCCCCACCUGCAUCAAAAAUCUGGGUGGCUCCACUUCUUACUUCUUAAAUAGCAUGACCUACAUCAAUCCCACCGUCCCGAUCCCGACACAGACAGAGUGCAAUCACAAGUAGGCCUCCAGCCCCUACAGGUGCAUUUACAAAUGGAAAAAAAAACCUAGGCAACCCAGAUACUUUCAUGUCGCGAUUGAGCGGCGACACGUCAUGGAGAACGAUGAAUAAUUGAGGGAGAUGCGCUGUCGUGUAAAGGAAAUCUGGAAUAUCUGCACUUGAAAAAUAAUUUACUGGUAAACCUUAUGUCACGACGAUAAAACAUACAAUUGAGUAAAUGAUUGAAAGUAGUUGCGACAGAUAGGUUUGCAGGCGAAACGCGCAUGCGCGUCCGCGCCGCGCCCGCGAGCCGCGCCGCACAUACCAAAUACCAUCGGACCUCCACUGAGAAACGUGCUCUACAACAAUCAUUAAAAAAAUACGCUAGUGAUGUUUUGAGUGUUACCUGGGUAGGAGUUAAGAUGCUGGCGGGGGGCGGGGACAGCGUGGCGGUAUCGGAGGCGCCGAGCAGCGACAGUGAGGGCUCGGACUGUGAGGGUGGGCCGGAGGCCGAGCAGGACGCCGCGCUCACCGAGGAGUGGGCACGCGAGCUGCUCGUCGCUGCUGGGGUCAACCACGCCAACGAGGUUCAUGUGGAGUCCCGUGCGGGCGUCGCCGGGGCGCUGUCCCGCGUGCUGGCUGUUACCAUCUGCUACGAGAGCUGUGGCGAGCGGCGCUCUCUCCCACUGGUGGUCAAGCUGCCUCCGCGCGACCCCUUCGGCCGCCUCUUCGUGGCCGAAGCACAGUUUGACACCCGCGAGAUACUCUUCUACACUGAACUCGCGCCGGCGCUGAAUAAGCUGGCUGAAGAAGCGCUGGGACCCGGCAUGGGUUUGCCGAUACCUAAAUGUAUGAAGGCUAGAUUACCAGAUGAAAUUGGCGGCGACAGCGAGCUGGUGCUGGAGGACGUUACGUCGGCGGGCUACGAGGCUGCGCAGUUUGCAGAGGGGUUGACCGUGAGGCGAGCGCGUGCAGCACUGUACGCCGCCGCGCGCUUGCACGCGCUUGCGCUUGCAUUGCGUGAGCGCGAGGGCCCGCUCGAUACCCGCUUCGACUUCCUGUUCCCUUGUGAACGAGCCGCGGCCGGCUACCUGCGCCUCGUGCGCCGCGGCCUACCACAGCUCGAGGCCUUCCUCCGCGCGCGACCCGACUGUGCCGAGGAGGCCGCCGCUGUCUCCGCCCUAAGCGAGCGCGCGCCUUCCUUGCUCGGCACGCUCCUUCGGCCCGCCGAACCUGCGCCCCUCGCCCACGCGGACUUCUGGAGCGGCAAUCUCCUGUUCAGGGAGCGGGACAGCGAAUGCGAGUGUAUUGCCCUGGACUGGCAGAUGGUGUCGCUAGGGCGACCGAUGGACGACGUAGCGCUCCUGCUGCUUUCAUCCUUAACGCCAGAACUGCGACGCGAAGUGGGAUCGGAGCUGAUAGAGGAGUACGGCGAACGGCUGGAGGCAGAGUGCAGACGACUGGGCGCAGGCGGGUCGGGUGUGGUGGUGAGGCGUGCGCUCGCGGCGGACUGGCCUCGCGCGGCGCUCCGUGCGCUGCUGCUGUGCGCCGGAAGUGUAGACGUGGCGUUGGGUGAACCGCGCGCCGAGCGCCGCCUGCUCGAGGCCGUGCGCGACCUGCAUGCGCAAGGCGUGCUGGCGCUGAAGCCGGACACGGAACAUUGAGGCGCGAUGUCGUCCCGGCGGAGUACGAGAGAGAUACCUACAAAUCGACCGCAAUUUAUAUUCCUUACUUUAAUUAACAUUCAGUCGGGUAUCGUUUUUCACGUCGAGUUAAUUGAAGCACAAAUUACAAUUAGCGACGUGUUGUGACAAAGGUUCGUCUUAAUUUAUCUAGAACAGCCGGGUGGCCAAGUAGCACCCGGCCUCGUUUACUGACGGUGCAAAGCCUAAUAAAAGACUGAAUUUACGUAAUUAUAAGUGUCUACGUUGUGCUUCGAUGUUACGUGUUGUAGGUUGUAGAAGGAUAUUAUUGCUCAGUGUAUUGAAGGCUAGAAUGCAUUGCGGUCUAUUGACUAUUAUUUAAAUUAAAGGGCAUACAAGAUAAAUUAUCAAUAUUCAAAAAAAAGUUUCAUUACCUACACAGCCUAUAUCACCCUAUAUUAUCCUGUGUCCAACUAGAGGCAAAUUGAUUCUUUUGAGAUUUCGGGGUUGGUCUCGUAUCGUACUCAACGUCUAGGUAAGUACUCAAUGAAAGUUAUUCUGAAUGAAGUUAGGAUCAGUUGCACCAACCACAUU